This is a messenger RNA of Hippopotamus amphibius kiboko, 2391 nucleotides long. It is a transcript of the gene MANEAL, whose product is annotated as mannosidase endo-alpha like. The transcript is spliced from 4 exons. Gene Ontology annotation, cellular component: Golgi apparatus. NCBI's taxonomy places the organism in Eukaryota, Metazoa, Chordata, Mammalia, Artiodactyla, Hippopotamidae. Gene Ontology annotation, molecular function: alpha-mannosidase activity. The coding region runs from base 86 to 1459 and encodes 457 amino acids. The record is from RefSeq and is a predicted model, not a curated record.
CGCGAGGCGCGGGAGCCGGGCGGGCGGCCAUGGCGCGGCGCGCCGGGAGGUAGCCGCGAGGCACGCGGGGAGCGCGGGGGCCGCCAUGGCCCGGCGGCGGCGCCGCGCCUGCAUCGCGCUCUUCUUGGUGCUGCUCUUCGCCUUCGGCACCCUCAUGGGCCUGCGCACGCUCAAGGCUCCGGACGGACUCCCGGCGCUGGGCCCGGGCCUGGAGCUGGCGCCCUUUGAGCGGCGCCCGGAGGGGGCCCCCGCGCCCGCCGCCCGGGCCCCGGCCGCCCCCGCCGCGCCGCCGCCGCCGCCGCCGCCGCCCCGCACCGCGGGCCCGGGCGGCUCCCCGGGGCCGGCCCCCGAGGAGGCCGAGCCCGCCGCCGGGCAGCGUCUGCGCGUCUACUCGGACCUGCACGCCUUCUACUACUCGUGGUACGGGAGCCCGCGGCGCGAGGGCCACUACAUUCACUGGGACCACGUCAUGGUGCCGCACUGGGACCCCAAGAUCUCGGCCAGCUACCCCCGCGGCCGCCACAGCCCCCCCGACGACUUGGGCUCCAGCUUCUACCCGGAGCUGGGGCCCUACAGCUCCCGGGACCCCGACGUGCUGCGGGAGCACAUGACCCAGCUGAAGGAAGCCGCCAUCGGCGUCCUGGUCCUGUCCUGGUACCCACCGGGCAUGGCUGAUGAUAAUGGGGAGCCCUCAGAUGACCUGGUGCCUGCCAUCCUGGACACCGCCCAUCAGUACAACAUCCAGGUGGCCUUCCACAUCCAACCCUACAAGGGCCGAGAUGACAUCACUCUGCAUGACAACAUCAAGUACAUCAUUGACACGUACGGCUCCCACAGUGCAUUUUACCGCUAUAAGAACAGCAUGGGUAAGAGCCUCCCACUCUUUUAUAUCUACGACUCCUACCUGACAUCCCCUGAGGCCUGGGCCCACCUCCUGACACCAAAUGGGCCCCACUCAAUCCGCAACACCCCCUAUGAUGGGGUCUUCAUAGCACUGCUGGUGGAGGAGGGUCACACCCAUGAUAUCCUGGCUGCCGGAUUUGAUGGCAUGUACACCUACUUUGCCUCCAACGGUUUCUCCUUCGGCUCCUCCCAUCAGAACUGGAAAGCUGUGAAGAACUUUUGCGAUGCCAACAACCUCAUGUUCAUUCCCAGCGUGGGGCCUGGCUACAUCGACACCAGCAUUCGGCCCUGGAACAACCACAAUACGCGGAACAGGGUCAACGGCAAGUACUAUGAGACGGCCCUGCAGGCAGCCCUGACCGUGAGGCCCGAGAUCGUCUCCAUCACCUCUUUCAAUGAGUGGCACGAGGGUACCCAGAUUGAGAAGGCCAUUCCCAAGAAGACGCCAACUCGGCUAUAUCUGGACUACCUGCCUCAUCAGCCCAGCCUGUACCUGGAGCUGACACGCCGCUGGGCCGAGCACUUCAUCAAAGAGAAGGAGCAGUGGCUGAUGUGAGGGGCCUGCAGGCGGGGGCAGGAGGCACUGACGUCCCAGCCUCACUGGAAGACGUCACCACGGGAGGGCUUGGCUGAGGUUGUAGGCACUCACUCCCAAGUCAGCGGCUGGGUGCUUCUGGGCCCAUCACGUCAGGGCACACGGAAAACAGAGCUAGUUUCUCAGGCAGGUGGGUGCCGGGGUGCCCUGCAGGAACAGGGAACUAGGCAGUGUUCCAGAGAGGGAACCCCAGGGGCUGGCAGGUGACUGGACUUAGCCCAAGGCAGCUCCACAUCCUCAGUCAGAACACUUUAAAAUAAUCCCUUCUAGCUUGGAACUCAGCUGGUUGGUGUUGUGGAGUCACCAAGUCACUGCUCUCAGAAGGGUGUCAGGGCUCUGGGCUAGCAUGCACCCCGCUCUCUGCCAGCCUGUGUCCUCUCCAGGCCUCCUUCCCACAUGGUCUGUCUUCCCCAAGUUAGGAACAAUAUUUAAGACUUCCUAAAAGGGAAAUUCUCGGUUUAAGCUCUUCCCAGUAGAUUCCCGAACCCAGUUAUCAGGAAAUAAUCCUGAGCAUUCACACAUUCAUUCAACACGUACGCAGCGAGCACCUUACCAUGUGCCAAGUGUGGGGGGAAACGACCAGGAGCAGCUCCCGUCUUCCUGAGCUCACAGGAGCCAGCUCUCAUUUAGUGUGGCCUUGUAGCUAGUGCUUAAGCACAGCUAUAAGUUUUUCCUUUCUGCAGUUUUGCCCAGUACUGGGAGUACAGUUCUUUCUCCUCGAAGAAAAUACCUCUGCGCUCCAGAGCCUCCGUUUUCCUAGAUGAAUACUUAGCUCCAAGGAGAGGACUAGGAAACCCCCCUCCCUUCAGCUGCCUGAAUUAAAUGAGGCCCACUCUCUAGAGCCGUUUUCAGUGCUACUGUGAUUUGUAUUAAAUAUGACGUGUUGUUCCUAU